AUGGCCACUUUCCUUCGACGGCCUGGCAACCUUGCUCGAUACUCGAGGAGAGCAACAGAGUGUGCGACGUAUGCGGCGCGGAGUGCGAGGCCUCGUUCAUUACAGCAAUCUCAGCUUUCCGCGUUCAUAUCCGCGCACCGUCCCCGAACCUAUGCCACCGUGAACCAAGGCGACCCAGAACCCCCGCGGGAUAAGAGAGACGAAAAGAACGGCCCCGGCGAGAAUAAAGAUGCUUCCGACAAGCAAAUACGGGGCUCGGGUGGGUCUGAGCAUAAUGGUAACAGGAACUCUUCCUGGCCAGGGCCGGAACAGGGUCCUGAGGGUGGGAAGGAGCCGAAGCAGCCAGAGUACCAGGCGAACAAGGAAGAGAUCGAACAGAUCGAUAAAAUAGUUCAAUCGCUGAAGAAGACGUUGCCGGCCUCGCAAUCAAAGCUGAUAGAUGAUGCGGGAGAGGAGCUCAAGCGAGCGGGUCUACCGGCGGAGGUUAAAGAGGUCCUGAAGGAAGUCCACCAGUCGAAAGAACUUUCCCUUGCAACCGCGGCGAAGCUUUUCCGAAUCCUCAGCAAACAUUCGUGGCAGGUGGCUUCGAAGAUGACCAAGAAAGAGGGCUUCAAGGAGGGGUACUUCGACGGUAGGGAGGAGAAGGCUAGAAAAGAAAGUGAAGAGUCCCAGAAGCAAGAGGGUGGCGAGCAGAAGGGUCCGCAGGGCCAACAGGGCCAACAAGGCCAUCAAGGUCAACAGUUCAAGCCCUUCGAGUUCAAAUUCGACGCCGGCAACUUUUUAAUCGGCGCCUUUAUCUCAUACUACAUCUACCGCAGCCUUUUCCCCGGAGAAACUUCCAAGGACAUCACAUGGCAAGAGUUUAGAACUACAUUCUUUGACAAGGGGCUUGUAGAUAAACUCACAGUUGUCAACCGCAACAAAGUACGCGUGGAGUUGCACCGUGAAGCCGUCGCGAGCAUGUAUCCUGAGUCCCCCGCCAGCCAACCAAACUUCCACUACUACUUUACGAUAGGAUCCGUUGAAGCCUUUGAAAGGAGAUUGGAUGAUGCACAGAGGGAGCUUGGUAUACCAAGCUCAGAGCGCAUUCCUGUUGCUUAUUCCGAUGAAGUGCCAUGGCUAGCCACUUUGUUGUCCUUCGGUCCAACGUUACUGCUCAUCGGAUCUUUCUUUUGGUUAUCCAGACGUGCCGGUGGCGGAGCAGGCGGUCAAAGUGGUAUCUUCGGUAUUGGGAAAAGCCGAGCCAGACGAUUUAACCAUGAGACCGAUAUCAAGAUCAAAUUCUCCGAUGUUGCUGGCAUGGACGAGGCCAAGGUUGAAAUUAUGGAGUUUGUUAGUUUUCUUAAGAAACCAGAGCAGUUCCAAAGACUAGGCGCGAAGAUUCCUCGUGGUGCCAUCUUGUCAGGUCCUCCAGGUACUGGUAAGACGCUGCUGGCAAAGGCUACGGCCGGUGAAUCUGGCGUUCCUUUCUACAGCGUCAGUGGUUCAGAAUUCGUGGAAAUGUUUGUCGGUGUUGGUCCGUCUCGCGUUCGUGAUCUUUUUGCAACUGCGCGGAAGAAUACCCCUUGCAUCAUCUUCAUUGACGAAAUUGACGCUAUCGGUAAAUCGAGAGCAAAGCAAAACUUUGGUGGUGGUAACGACGAACGCGAAAGUACCCUCAAUCAAAUUCUAACGGAGAUGGAUGGGUUCAAUACCUCUGAGCAAGUUGUCGUUCUCGCUGGUACUAAUAGACCCGAUGUGCUUGACAAGGCCUUGAUGCGACCUGGUCGGUUCGAUAGACAUAUUGCAAUUGAUAGACCAACGAUGGACGGUCGCAAGCAAAUUUUCGGCGUUCAUUUGAAGAAAAUUGUCACCCACGAAGACAUGGAGUACUUGAAGGGCAGAUUAGCAGCAUUGACACCUGGCUUCUCUGGGGCCGACAUUGCAAACUGUGUGAAUGAGGCUGCCUUGGUUGCUGCUCGUGGCCACGCGUCUAGCGUAACGAUGAAACAUUUUGAGCAAGCAAUUGAAAGAGUCGUCGGCGGCCUUGAGAAGAAAUCUCUUGUCUUGUCGCCCGAAGAGAAACGCACUGUUGCUUACCAUGAAGCUGGUCAUGCCAUUUGUGGUUGGUACUUCCAAUAUGCUGAUCCAUUGCUCAAAGUAUCCAUCAUCCCACGUGGUCAGGGUGCUCUAGGCUACGCUCAAUAUCUACCCGCGCAAGGCGACACCUAUUUGAUGAACGUUCGCCAACUUAUGGAUCGCAUGGCUAUGACACUAGGCGGCCGUGUUAGCGAAGAGCUUCAUUUCGACACCGUCACAAGUGGUGCUAGUGAUGAUUUCAACAAAGUCACACGCCUCGCAACCGCCAUGGUAACGAAAUUCGGUAUGUCGUCGAAGAUCGGAUAUCUGUACUUCGAAGAGGACCAGCAACAACUACACAAGCCAUUUUCCGAAGAAACUGCCAAGAACAUCGAUCUCGAAGUGCGACGCCUCGUUGACGAAGCCUACAAGCAAUGCCGUGAGCUGUUGGAAGCAAAGAAACCAGAGAUUCGCCUCGUUGCUGAGGAGCUUUUGUCCAAGGAGGUUCUCAGCCGUGAUGACCUAGUCCGUCUCCUUGGCAAAAGGCCUUGGCCCGAAUCCGGAGAAUUUGCAAAAUACUUUGACGGAACUGGCGGCGCUGGAACGCUUGCUCCGCCUCCACCACCCACCGAGGGCGGCCCAAGUAUGAGCGACAACAGCCAAGAAAGCGACCGCCCUUCCCCUUAG
Molecule: messenger RNA, 2745 nt
Organism: Coccidioides immitis RS
Lineage: Eukaryota; Fungi; Ascomycota; Eurotiomycetes; Onygenales; Onygenaceae
Product: ATP-dependent metallopeptidase HflB
Exons: 2
Coding region: 1-2745 (914 amino acids)
Biological process (GO): protein-containing complex assembly; mitochondrial protein processing
Cellular component (GO): m-AAA complex; membrane
Molecular function (GO): ATP hydrolysis activity; zinc ion binding; ATP binding
Source: RefSeq, a predicted model, not a curated record